Molecule: messenger RNA, 1317 nt
Organism: Lates calcarifer (barramundi perch)
Lineage: Eukaryota; Metazoa; Chordata; Actinopteri; Centropomidae
Gene: mettl1
Product: methyltransferase 1, tRNA methylguanosine
Exons: 6
Coding region: 140-865 (241 amino acids)
Biological process (GO): tRNA methylation; RNA (guanine-N7)-methylation
Cellular component (GO): tRNA methyltransferase complex
Molecular function (GO): tRNA (guanine(46)-N7)-methyltransferase activity
Source: RefSeq, a predicted model, not a curated record
CUGACGCCGCGACUCACAACCGGUAGUAAACUAGAAACAAACGUGACUGUGGGAGUACACGUUUCUGAGUUUAUUUAAUAUUUCCGUGACAGACAAAAUUUAUUUCGGGAGGAGAGUUUUUUUUUUUUUUUAAUCCAACAUGAGUUCAUCAAUGCCUCAGAAGCGUUACUACAGACAGCGAGCCCAUUCAAAUCCGAUGGCUUACCACACGUUUGACUAUCCUGUGUGUCCAGAGGAAAUGGACUGGUCCACGCUGUAUCCAGACUUCUUCACUGGCAAUUCGUCUGAGAAGGAGACCCCACGAGUUGAGUUUGCAGACAUUGGCUGUGGAUAUGGGGGGCUUUUAGUGGAGCUAUCUCCACUUUUCCCAGACAAGCUCAUGCUGGGCAUGGAGAUCCGUGUCAAAGUGUCAGAUUAUGUUCAGGAUCGUAUCCAAUCGUUGCGUGCCGCUGAACCUGGAAGCUACCAGAACAUUGCCUGCAUUCGCAGUAAUGCGAUGAAGUACCUCCCCAACUUCUUCUCUAAAGGACAGCUCAGUAAGAUGUUCUUUCUCUUCCCUGACCCUCACUUUAAGAAGACCAAGCACAAAUGGAGGAUCAUUAGUCCCACACUGUUGGCAGAGUAUGCUUACACACUGAGAGUCGGGGGUUUGGUGUACACCAUCACAGAUGUGGAGGAAGUUCACCUCUGGAUGGUGAAGCACUUCACUGAACAUCCACUGUUCACAUGUGUCCCUGAUGAAGAACUGGUUGGGGACAUCAUCAUAAAUCGCUUGGGGACAUGUACAGAAGAAGGAAAGAAAGUGCAGAGGAACGGAGGGAAGAAUUUCCUCGCAGUUUUCCGGAGGGUCGAGGAUUCAAACUAAGACCAAACAGUUUGGACAUGCACGGAAACUGCAGUAAUGGUCUUAUGCAGCCAUUCAGACUUGAACUCUGUGGAGGAUGAUUCUGCUCUGUGGAAAUGGAGACUCUGGCCUGUUCCCCAAGCAGAUGAACAGUGAUGGUUUUUUUGGAAUCGGUGAACAAUCAUAUAUUUCCUGUCAGAGGAUUUGUUUUUGAGUUUUGUCGCAUUAUUUACAUAUGUUAUUCCUCAGCUCACAAAAGACUGCAAAUCAUAUGAGGACCUCUAUUCAGACUAGACUUGUAAACUCUUUUGUGGAGCUUCCUUUAAUUAUUGCCUCUUUUUAAAAUAAUAUUCUUCAGUUUCUUUUUGACAAAUUGACAGUGCUUUUUUGGAUUUACUGUAAAGUUGUAAAUUCUUUCAGUAAAACUACUUUACUGUUCAUUUACAGUAUUUGUAAAUGAACUGAAACAAUCA